Messenger RNA from Coturnix japonica (Japanese quail), 4937 nucleotides. RefSeq names its product fibroblast activation protein alpha (gene FAP). Gene Ontology annotation, molecular function: dipeptidyl-peptidase activity; serine-type endopeptidase activity. Gene Ontology annotation, biological process: proteolysis. The record is from RefSeq and is a predicted model, not a curated record. Gene Ontology annotation, cellular component: plasma membrane. Lineage: Eukaryota; Metazoa; Chordata; Aves; Galliformes; Phasianidae.
AAACAAAAAGUAAUUAUCUUCGUAUGUGGAAGAUGUCAAGCAAAUUAUGCAUCUGUUCUUUGGUUUGAAUGUUUAUGCUAUAAUUUAUUAUUUUAGAAAGUAAACAAGAAAGAGCUAUACGUAAACAAUAACGACGUGCCUGAAUUUUCAUCUAAUUUCUCAGUAGGAACUAGAAAUAGGGUCAUGAAUAUGUCCUGAGAAUGUGAGGGCUGCCAAAAUACACUGGAGAAGCUUUUCAGAGAAAAACAGUAGAUAUCAAAUAACUGUUGAGUCAUAAAACCCAGAUGUUGGUUACAGCUCACAUUGGUGAGAAGUAUAUAAUCACCAGCACUAUAGCUGCCCAAUGCCCAUUUCUGCUUCGAGAACUUCCCCGAAAGCCUGUUUCUAAUUUUGUGGAAACCCUUCGAAAUUUGGCGCAGUUUGCUAAAGUAUGUAGGAAAAAAAAAAAAAGUCUGCCAGAGGUUUGGCCUCUAACUGUGAAAACAGACACUGCCUUUUCCAACUCCUCUGCUAGAUCCGCUGACCGGCUCACAGAAAAAAAGAGUUUGUGUUCUUUAGGAAGACUGCAGAAAAAAUGAAGACCCGGCUAAAAGUACUAUUUGGCGUGGUUGUAUGUGUUUUACUUUCCUUAUUACUUAUGUGUAUUUUACUGCUUCCAUCCAAAGUUGUCACCACAGCUGAUGGUCCUAGAGCUCUUACACUGGACGAUUACUUGAAUGGAAAUUUUCAAUAUAAAACAUAUUUUCCAUACUGGGUGUCAGAUAACGAAUAUCUUCACCGGAAUCCAGAAGAUGAUAUUAUUCUUUUCAAUGUUGAGUUGAACUACCUAACUACCAUCAUGACCAACAGCACAAUGAAACAAGUUAAUGCUUCGAAUUAUGUGAUGUCAUCAGACAAAUACUUCAUAGCUCUAGAGAGCAAUUAUUCAAAGCUGUGGAGAUAUUCUUAUACUGCAUCAUACCACAUUUAUGAUCUCAUAUAUGGUGGUUUUGUAACAGAAAAUCAGCUUCCACAUAAAAUUCAAUAUAUAUCCUGGUCACCCGUUGGACACAAAUUGGCAUAUGUUUACCAAAAUAAUAUCUAUUUGAAACAAAGCCCAAGAGAGGCACCAAUUAAACUAACUAGUGAUGGAAAAGAAAAUGAAAUAUUUAAUGGGAUACCAGAUUGGGUCUAUGAAGAGGAAAUGCUAGCAACAAAAUAUGCAUUGUGGUGGUCUCCAAGUGGAAAAUACUUAGCAUAUGUACAAUUUAAUGAUUCUGACAUACCAGUAAUUGAAUAUUCGUAUUUUGGUGAGGACCAGUACCCAAGAAAAAUAAUUAUCCCAUACCCCAAGGCAGGUGCUAAAAAUCCUACAGUUAAAGUGUUUAUUGUAGACACUACUAACACUGAAGCAUUUGGUCCCAAAGAGGUGCCUGUACCUGCAGUGAUCGCAUCAAGUGAUCAUUAUUUUACUUGGCUUACUUGGGUAACAGAUAAUCGAGUUGGUGUGCAAUGGCUAAAGAGAAUCCAGAAUUUUUCAGUCUUAGCUAUUUGUGACUUCAAUGAAAAUUCAAAUACUUGGGACUGUCCAGAGAGUCAACAGCACAUAGAGGAAAGUCAAACAGGAUGGGCAGGCGGAUUCUUUGUUUCUGCACCAUAUUUUACCUCAGACGGCAGUUCGUACUACAAAAUUUUUAGUGACAAAAAUGGUUAUAAGCAUAUACAUUACAUCAAUGGUUCUGUGGAGAAUGCGAUCCAAAUUACAAGUGGAGAAUGGGAGGCAAUAUAUAUUUUUAGAGUAACAAAUGAUGCAAUUUUCUACUCAAGCAAUGAAUUUGAAGGCUAUCCAGGAAGAAGAAAUAUUUACAAAAUUAGUAUUGGAAGUAAGCCUAUCAGAAAACUAUGCAUUACUUGCAGUUUACGGAAAGAGAGAUGUCAAUAUUAUACAGCAAGGUUCAGUGAACGCUCUAAGUAUUAUGCCCUGAUCUGUUAUGGUCCCGGGAUUCCUAUUUCUACUCUUUUUGAGAAUGAAAGUGAUAGAGAGCUCAGAAUAUUAGAAGACAAUCAGGAAUUGCAGUCUGCUUUGCAAGAGAUCUUACUACCUAAAGAAGAAAUUAAUAAACUUGAAGUGGAUGGUAUAACUUUGUGGUACAAAAUGCUUGUACCUCCACAAUUUGACAGAUCUAAGAAGUACCCACUGCUUAUUCAAGUGUAUGGAGGACCAUGCAGUCAGAAUGUAAAACACACAUUUAGCAUUAGCUGGAUAACCUAUCUAGCAAGCAAAGAGGGAAUUAUUGUUGCUCUAGUAGAUGGCAGAGGAACAGCCUAUCAAGGUGACAAGAUUUUGCAUGCAGUUUAUCGAAGACUAGGAGUCUAUGAAGUUGAGGAUCAAAUCUCAGCAGUGAAGAAAUUUAUAGAAAUGGGCUUUAUUGAUGAGAAACGAAUAGCAAUAUGGGGCUGGUCCUAUGGUGGAUAUGUAAGCUCUCUGGCACUUGGAUCUGGCAGUGGAGUAUUUAAAUGCGGAAUAGCUGUGGCUCCUGUUUCCAGCUGGGAAUAUUACGCAUCUAUCUACACAGAACGAUUUAUGGGUCUUCCUGUAGAGUCGGAUAAUCUUGAGCACUAUAAGAAUUCAACUGUGAUGGCAAGAGCAAAGAAUUUCCAAAACGUUGAGUAUCUUCUCAUUCAUGGAACAGCAGAUGAUAACGUACAUUUUCAGAACUCAGCACAAAUAGCAAAAGCUCUGGUUAAUGCACAGGUGGAUUUCCAAGCAAUGUGGUACACUGACCAGAACCAUGGAAUUCCAGGACUUUCCAGCAAACAUCUCUACACACAUAUGACCCACUUCCUCAAACAGUGUUUUUCUAUGUCAGAAUAGGUAGGCUACUCAGAGAAUGCUAAGUCAUCUGAUGUAUCUCUGAGGGAAUACCAUGAUAGUAGUGCCCAAGUUGUAUCAUAUUCAGGUAAAUUGAUAUCAGGAUCUUUUUAAGUUUAUAAUUUGAUAUUUACAUCCAUUUUUGAGAUUAGCAGAUGUUAUGCUAAUACAUGUUUUGGCACAUUUAACACCUGUUUGAUAGCAAAAAAUAAAAUCAGAAUGUAACAUGGCAUGUGCAUUUAUUGCCAUCUUGCUUAAAUCACAAUCUGCAUUCCAAAGGUAGGUGGUCCACUGCAAAGGCAUUCUGCCAAAUGAAUAUGAUUACAUUUGUUAACUAUAACUGUAAAAUGGGCAGGGACAAGGAAAGCAGUACAAGUAACUAAUUAACAUCCUAGCAAGAACUAGUUUUUCAAAAUGUAUGUAUUUCCAGUUUCUUGGAAACAAUCCAAGCAGAGACGGGAACAUAAUAUUUGAAGCUGUAGCAUGGAUAAUUAUUGAAUGUUCUAUUCAAAUUAUGUUCAGCUUUUUUUAAAGCCCUUGUUCUGCAAAACCAUGUAUUCAGGUUUAAUUGUGGAAGCAGGAAAUUUACAAUAUCUAUUUUAUCUCAGUGGUUGUUUUUUUUUUGUCUGAUUUGAGAAUAUGUUAGACAUUUCAACCUGUUCUUACUCAUUACCGCAAUGUUCACAUUUAUUUUAAUGUCAUUCAUCCCAGACUGGUGGGGAAAGAAUCAAAGGAAUAUGCAGGCCUUCUUUGUUUAGUUUCCAUUUAAACUGUUUUAGAGCAUUGUGUAAAAACUCUGGAAGUAAAUAGUAACUGUAUCACAUAUAUUCUUUUAAUUGGUAAUUAAAUGAGUCCAGUCAUAAUAUAAGAAUAUGAGCAAGAAAAUUGGCAGGAGAUCCAUUGUAGAUGUCCGUAUGUUUAAAAAAUUCUGAAUUAGCCCACUGUCUAAGAACUGUUGUCUGUCUAACGUAGUAUCUCAGUUCUGCUAUUAACAAGUAAGUUCAAAAUAACCUGAAAAAACAGUGGAGUAGAAUUCCCACAACAACAAAGAAAAGAAAAAGAAAAAUAAGCUCUUCCCAACUCCUAGAGUCUGGCUGUUGCUUGAGGAACAAGCACAAAUAGAGUUGUGCCUUUUAAUUUGACUCUUGACAAAACAUGGGGUUUAGUCAAAAUCUUUGAGAUGUAGAAGUGAUUUGCUAUGCAAUGUCUUCCUUCAUUUUGUUAAUGGCAAUAUCAAAUCUGAUUUUCUGCACAUGAGAACAUUUCUCAGACAUCUUUAUGUAAAUGUAGUUGCCAAGCUGUUUGUAAUAGUUAAAUCAUACUUUGAUAGGAACUCUUCAGAAAAUACUCAAUUAGUUCAGGUUUUGUUGGAAACACUGCCAAUUACACGAUGUUAAUGAGCUUUUUGUUAGUAAUGUAAUUAAAAUGUGACUGCUAUAAUGGUUAAAGGAAAAAAUUACAGCUCUACAAAAGUUAAUGUUAAGCAAAUAUAACAUAAAGGAGGGCUAAUUAGAUGUUGAUUAUAUGGUCCUAUGUGCAUUUGCUGUAAACAGCAAUACUGUCAGUGAUGUGAUUGUUCUACAAAUAAGGAAUACAAUUCAGUUGCAAUUACUGAGAUUUAACUAUCAUUUUUCUGUAUUGAUACAACCCCACAAAAACUACUGCAAUUUUUUUUUUGUGUGUGUGUGUGUGUGUGUGUGUGAAAGAGAAUAAAAUUAGAGUAUUGCAACAGAUGUUUAAAGGUUUUAGAUACCUGAAUAAGCCAAUAGGAACCCAGAUCAGUUUUCAAAAUGCAUGCUAUCAAGCUCAUAUUAAACAUUAAUUUUUCUGAUUCUGCAACUUCGUUUAUAUUUUUGAAAAUCCUCCAGGCCUUAGAAAUCUGACCAGACAAACUAACCCCUUGUGGACACUAUGACACUACACAUAAUAAUGUAAUACAAUGCACUGUUUACAUCUUGACCACAGAUCUGUAGUCCAAAGCUUCUGGAUUUAUUUAAGACAAGGGACGUUUGUGGAAACUGUGUCAAAUAAAAUAACAGAAGGUGCCUUUUUUUCCCAAGGGAUGUAUUAGCUGUUUCAGCCUUUA